This is a messenger RNA of Aphidius gifuensis, 1921 nucleotides long. RefSeq names its product ubiquitin-conjugating enzyme E2-17 kDa (gene Ubc6). The transcript has 5 exons. The coding region runs from base 758 to 1243 and encodes 161 amino acids. Gene Ontology annotation, biological process: DNA repair; protein polyubiquitination; proteasome-mediated ubiquitin-dependent protein catabolic process. Gene Ontology annotation, molecular function: ubiquitin conjugating enzyme activity. The record is from RefSeq and is a predicted model, not a curated record. Gene Ontology annotation, cellular component: HULC complex. NCBI's taxonomy places the organism in Eukaryota, Metazoa, Arthropoda, Insecta, Hymenoptera, Braconidae.
UCAGAUCAUUCUUUUGGAACCGAUUUAAAAAUAUACAGUAAUUGGUGGUUUAAAAAAUCUUUUCCUCCAAUAGCAUUUAUCAUCCAUCGGCCAACAAAUACAAACUAACAAAUAAUUCACACGUAUUUUUAGUGACACGUUAGGCCGCCAUAUUUGAGUAUAUUUUUCAAGGGGAUUCUGGCAUCUGGUUGACUGGUGGACUGUCUCUCUACUUUUGUGUGCUUUUGUGUGUGUGCAAUCAUCACUGAUGGUUAAAAAAAAUAUAUAUAAAAAUUAAAGAAAAUAAAAACAAUAUUGAUAAACUAUUGCUACAUAUUGAAUAUUUCUCCAAGCACUCGUUUAAUUAUAAUUAAAUUUAAAAAAACCAUUUUGGAUAAUACAAAAACAUUUGGAGUUUCUUUUUUUUUUUUUUUUUUUUUCUUUUUCCCCCGGAUAUAUUUGUGAUAUAUAAAAUUGUGAUAGAUUUUACAACUUGUGAGUAACGGUGUUGAGCAAAGGGGUCGAUCUCCGUUGUGUCUGUGUGCUUGACUGCUUGACAAAGAGGUCUUUUGGAGAAGAAAGAGCAAGACAGAGAAAUAUUUAUUGAAAAAGAUAAAGAUAAAUUUAAAAAACAACAACUUUUGUGUUUGGUGGAUUUGGAGGUCAUCGUCAUUCAGCGCAGCUUUUUCUUCCUUUGACUUGUUUUGGCAAAACUCAAGUAAUACCAAAAAGAACAAAAUAAAAAAUAAUUAUUAGUUAAAUUAAUCAAGCCAGUAAAAUGUCCACACCAGCACGACGAAGACUCAUGAGAGAUUUUAAAAGGUUACAAGAAGAUCCACCUACUGGUGUAUCAGGCGCUCCAACUGACAACAAUAUUAUGAUUUGGAAUGCAGUUAUAUUUGGACCACAUGACACACCUUUUGAAGAUGGUACAUUCAAAUUAACAAUAGAGUUUACAGAAGAAUAUCCAAAUAAACCACCAACAGUUCGUUUUGUUAGUAAAAUGUUUCAUCCAAAUGUAUAUGCUGAUGGUGGAAUAUGUCUUGAUAUUUUGCAAAAUCGUUGGAGUCCAACCUAUGAUGUUUCUGCUAUAUUGACAUCAAUUCAGUCACUUUUGGAUGAACCAAAUCCAAAUUCACCAGCAAAUUCAUUGGCUGCACAAUUAUAUCAAGAAAAUAAACGUGAAUAUGAAAAACGUGUUGCUACUGUUGUUGAACAAUCAUGGUUAAAUUUCCAAGAAAGCCAUGUGGAGGAUCCACGCUGACAUCAAACUCGUACCAGCACUUUUUUUAAAAAUAAAAUCUAAUAACAUUAAUCAAUACUUGAAUUGCCAGAUAAAAAAAAAUUUAUCAAAACUAGAUUCUUUCACAAUCACUUGUUAAUUUAAAAUGAUUCUUCUGUUACCAAAAUAUUUUGUCAAGCGAAAAAAAAAUGAUCAAGAUAAACACAAGAAAUGAGUUUUAUUUUUAUUGAAAUUAUAUUUUUUAAAUUAGUUUCUGAUAUUUGCUGGUUUAAUGUUUAGGAACAUAAACAUUACAAUUACUUUUUUUUUUUUAAUUUAUACAAAUUUUUUUAUGUUUAUUAUCAUGUUUUUAUUUUUAAAAAUAAUAUAAAUAAUUAUUUUUCAUUACAAAAAUUAACGUGUGAUGAUUAAUAAUAAAACCACAAUAAUUUGAAAAUUUUUAAUUUUCAUUAAAUAUUAAGAUAAUUUGAAAUGUAGGUAUAAUUUUCAAAAAGCUUAUAAUAAAAUGUUGAAUACAAUAACAAAAUAAAUACUAAUUGUUGAUAAAUUUAAAAAAAAAACAAAACAAAAUAUUUUAUAUUUUGCUAUGAAUUUGUUUAAAUAUUCUUAAUUAAUAUAAAAUUUUUUACAAUUUUUUUUUUUGUUAAUAAUAAUCCAAUACAAAUAUUAAAAAAAAAAAAAAGCUAAGUAUAAAAAAAU